UUUGAACAUUUGUUUAUUUUAGAUUUUUGCAGCAAAUUUGAUAUUUGACAGGGUUUUGCUGUUUCAGUUAAUUAUUAUGAUAAUCUUGAUAGCGGUAUAAUUAUUAUGCAUCCAAUAGCUAUUCGUGUUUUAUACUUAAUUAAUUUUCCAUUGCCUAAAAAUGAAUCGCAAUGGUUUUUAAAGAGAAUAGAUUAUUAUGAUAAUCUUAAUAGCGUUAUAUACUAUGCAUCCGAUAGCUAUAUUUGUUCUUUACUGAUUUUGCUUCUCCAUUGCCUAAAAUAGGAUUGCAAAGUUUUUCAAAAAAUACCCUGACAUUAUUUUUAAAUCUGAGAAAAUUAUAUCAUCCAGACAAUAUUUCUACAGGUAAUGCAAUUUUUAUGUCGGGUAUGGAAAUUGUCUUUGUCGGAUUGAUUUUCUUUUUAAAUCUUCGCGAUCGUUGAUAUAGUAUUUUCGUAGAAUAUGAUGUGUUAAUAUCGUGUAAAUAUCGUGUGAAUAGACUUAUGCUUUGUACUCUGUAUUUCAAACUAUAAGGCGUUUGUAUCCAUUUGAUCAAACAGAUGCUUAUUACUGUGAAAACAGCAUUUGAAGAUGUAGAAAAUGGAUCGCUUAAAGAGGGAGGUUACUACUUCGAACUCACCACUCCUUACUCUCGAUACACGUCGGGAUGCUACCCUGAACAGGAGAAAUAUGGUUUCUUUCCGAGACUGGAUGCUGUCUUGAAAUAUAUUAUCGCGAUUACAUCUCUGAUCAGAAAGUUAAUGGAAGUUGAAUGGCUGCAUCCUCCCGGUUCGAAAAAGAAGAUACCUAGACGAAGGAAUAUGUCCUGCAUUAGACUCCCGAUCCGGAUUAUUCUGGUAGUUUCUGUCCUUACGGGGCAGACAGAGGCAUCUCCAAUCGCCACAGAGGAACAGCCCUUGACACUGACAGCAGGAAGAAACGGGAUUAUUCCGUUUACCUGCAGGAACGAACAGCAGUCUCCGCUCAAGUUCUACAAGAUCAAGUUCGAGGAGAAAGAUCGCCCAUUUUACUCCAAAGGAUCUUUCGACCUAGAUGGACUUAUGUCACCCGAUCAGGCCGAAAGAUUUAGAGUGGAGCAUUUUGAAGAGGGUAGUUCUAUGUCCGUCGAAAUCAACGUUGCAUCCGUGUCCAUCGAAGAUCAGGGGACCUACAUUGUUGUCCUCUUUAUCCAAGGGGAGACACAUUAUCAUUUAAUGAAAAGAAUUGUUCUAAUAUUUAUCCCUCCCAGUCCAGCAGUUUGCUUUUUAAUGCCCAGUGAAACAGAAAUAACGUACGAGGUACACUGUCAUUCCAAACCUGGAAAUGGCAAUUCAACCCUCACUUGCUUUCAAAAUGAUAACAAAAUACCGUAUCAAAGCCCUAGCGCUCAUACACAAAUAGUAUAUAGCCGAGUAUUUUGGCUCAUGGAUACAGAUAUCCCUGUGUCUUGUUGUUCUCAUGAUAUCAAGGAAAUAAAAACUAUUACCCAAACGUCAUGUGACCAAUAUAGACAUCCCUGGAUCGAACCAGCAAAUAGUCCAGUCCCGCCAGUCCAUGAGAUUCAUACUAAAAUGGCACCGAACAUGGAAGAGAAAAAUAGUCAGCCUUCCUCUGAAAGUACUUCAUAUUCUGGAUGUGGUCAGAGUUUUGACCGGCCUACCGUUAUGCUCCCUAUAAUGGCGCUUUUUGCAUACGUGUGCCUAUCCAAUCCUUAAUUCAAUUUAAUUCACUUCUUUUUAAUAAGAGUACUUAAAGCCCAUAGGCGGAUUAGUGGGGCCCCUCCCUCAGUGCUUUUUAAGAGCAAAAAGUAAAAAAUACAAAUAAAUGAUAAGAAUAAUAAUUAUUAAAAAAUCCAACCCCUUUUCCCCACUGAGACAGUAUGGGAGGCCUGGAUGGGAUUCGAUAUUUUUUCCCGGGAUUUGAUCAUUUUGAUUGACUUCCGCCAUUUUCAUUUCAAUUUUUGUAUCAUUUGAUGGUGUCUGUAAUGUAACAAAACUAAACGAAUCUUUCCUAUGAAUUGAAAAUGAAGACACUGAAACAAACUUUUUCAUUAGGUAUGAUCUUUCUACUUCCCUUUUACUUGUACUACAAACAAUUCAUGGAAAUAUAUAAAUCGAUCUAUACGGUAACCUUAUGAUAAAUUAUGUACAUACAAAUUGUAAAGAAGUUGGAAUCCUACUAGUAAGUAAGCAUAGAUACUAAAGAAUGAACUGUAAUGUAUUACUGGAGACGUUUACGCGAGCGCCGAUGAAUGCGGUAUUCUGCGUAUGCAUUGCAUAUACAACAUCACUUCAAAAUAAAUGCAGUCAAGUUCUUUUUAUCAUUAUAUUUGGUACAUCCUUUACUCUGGUGUUUGUGUUUUCCAUAAUCACUUACAGUAAACAUAUUUUAGUCAAGCUAUAUAUAUAUAUAUUUUGCAUAAUCGUGCGUUUAGACAAAGAAUGAUAUGAAGAAAAAAAACAUAUUAAAAGGUGACCUGCAAAAUGAUAAAUAACGGUUACUGGUAUAUUUUGUUGAAUGUAGUGCCACAUUUAAAGUAUAAAGAAUGCAAUAGGCGUAUUAAACAACAGUAACUAUUCUCAAAACGAUGUGGUUAAAGAGAAAGUUGAGUUCUGUGAAAGGUGAAAAAUAAUUUGUGAGCGUUUUCACUCUUUUUAUGUUGUGUGAAAGGGUAUCAUGUCCCCAGGCUGUUCAGGAUGGCUCUUCAAAUGCCCUCAUAUUCAAAAUAUGACAUGAAAUCGCUGAACUGUUGUGGGCCAAAUCACAUAUCACAUUUUUGUGUAGUCCCAUAUACAUGUUUCUGUGUAAAAACGAAUUAAUAUCAUUUUGGUGACUGCAACCCUCUAGGUUGUAUAACAAUACGUAUGUGCUACAUGAUCUACCUUUUCCAAUCGCUUCCACACAAUUUCUUUUACAAUGCAAUCACAUUACCAGAACUCAACUAUAUCUUUAAGCAAAUAUAAUCACGAUACUAUUCAACUAUUCGAAUGCAUUUGUGUCAUAUAAAUACUAAUACUUUUACCCUACUUAUAUACAUUACUAGUAUACUUUUCUCUAUGACUUCGUUUGAAAUAAUUUCAUGUAUCGUUGCCUAAUACAAAAUUGCUUGUAACAUUAAACAAACCUGUACAUAUAUUGAAAUGUUCAAUUAUUGGAUGUUUAGAGUAGGGGGACACAGUAUACAUCGCUCAUUGUCCCUGCCCUAUAAAAUGUUUUGUAUUUAUAAACCUUUAUGCACGUAUUAAGAAAAUGAUAUUUUCAUUGAUUCACAAGGUAAAAUUAUUGUCCCGUAAAUCACAUUUAAAACUUUGUAUAUUCAAAGUAAAAAUGCAGUUGUUUCUUUAAAUGUUGACCAAAUCAUAUCGGCUAGAAGUUACGCCUUAAAUGUAAAGAUUUCAGAAAUACCUUUACAAUCAAAACCAGACGCAACAUGAAGGGUCAAUGAAAUAGACAGAUAAAGAUUCAUCGACACUUUUGGACCGGUUUGUGCAUUGUGUUUUCUUUUCUUUUAUCGCAGCCAAGUGAUAAUCAUGAUCAUAUUGAAGGGUUUCAGUUGUAAAAUGUUGACCUCAUGAACGAUAUUGAAUUAUUAAUUUAAACACCAUCAAGACUUUGAAUUACUAUUAUCGUAUCCUAUUAUUAAUCAAAUUUCUGGUAGUUGUUCUUCAAAGAAUCUUGCAACAAUAUAUAGCAUGUAUAGCAAGAAAAGGGAGAGAGAGGCGAUAUUCAAAUGUGCUCGAAAAAAGCUAGUUAAGUAGUAAAAAUUAAAAAUUAUAAAUCAUGAUUUCUCUUUGUCUAUUUACUCAGUAAUUUCAUUGUCAUUAAAUUGUAUAAACAAAUAGCUAUUAUUAUAUUUUCAUGAAAAAAAUAUAAAAAAAUGUUAAUAGAUAAUUGUAAUUAAGAGAACACAGCCCCCUACCACGCACAAGCUAAACACAUUUGGCAGCUUGCCAUGUUAAUUUUUGUAUUACUCAUGUUGAAUAUGAACAAUAAAGUAUUGAUGCUUCAAUGACCUGGGAGUUCCAAAUUGGCGGCCAUUGUUAAUGUCAAUAUA
Strongylocentrotus purpuratus (purple sea urchin) is the source of this 4051-nucleotide messenger RNA. RefSeq lists its product as uncharacterized. NCBI's taxonomy places the organism in Eukaryota, Metazoa, Echinodermata, Echinoidea, Camarodonta, Strongylocentrotidae. The record is from RefSeq and is a predicted model, not a curated record. The transcript is spliced from 4 exons. Bases 558 to 1712 code for a protein of 384 amino acids.